UAAAGCAUCUUUAGGUUAUGACGACCUGCUUAAAUCCGCGGGAAACGCGUACAUUUAUUAGCGUUCGCGUUCCUUUUAGUCAUAUCGAUUACGUUAUGUUUACAAUAAAUAAAAAAUAAUAUAAUUAUUGGUAAAUAAAUAUUAACUAAAUGUUAUUUAUUGUAACUGUUAUAAAUUUAUAAGGUCAGUUUGAUAAAUUAAUAUAGAAAUAAAAAAAAAGUAAUUCUAUGAAUUAAUUUAUUCUAUGUAAUUAUUUUACCACUCUGUUUCCGCUAUUGUGGUUAUCAAAAGAAUAUAAUUUGGAUAUUAAAUACCGACAAUCAUUAACAAAUAUUUGUUAGAUAAAUAUAGUACGUGGUGAUAUUUUAAAAUAAUUUUAUUAGCUGUUCGAGUGAAAUAAUGAAGAUUUAAGUUUAUAAAUAAUAUUUAUUGACGAGUAAUAAUGGACACUACUGGUGAUAAACAAGUGGAGAGUGAUGAACAUGAUGGAAAAAAGAUGGAUAUUGUUGAAGACGAGUUAACUAAAACUAGAAGUAAUGGUAAAUUAUCUAAUUUAAAUGAUAAUUCAACUAUCAGUCGUUAUGGCAGAACUAUAAGACACGUUAUUCAGUCGAAUGACAAUAAAAAUAAUAAUAAUAAGAGUCUGCUCAAACGACCAGCAGAACCAGAGUCUACUGAAAGCAAUUUGUCAAUUACUAAAAACGAUGGCAGUAAAGUUAUAAAUAAUAGCGUUAAAGAUGUUGUAAAUAUGUCUGAUGACACUGACAGUGUCAGUGUUAAGUCUUUGGAAGGUAUGGACCCGUCACAAGAGGCUUUGAUGAAAAAAUCAUGGUGGAAAAGACCUGAUGACACUCAGUGGAAAACUGGUCAAUUGGCUUGGGCACAAGUUAGCACUUUUCCGUACUGGCCGUGUAUUAUAACCGUGGAGCCUGAUUCUACUCGCUAUGUAAAGUGGAGAGCUUUCGGCAAAUCAGUAACUAAUAUGAUUCAUGUCCAGUAUUUUGGCGACAAGGGCCGUCACAAUUGGGUUCCCGAGGCUUCUUUGAUGCCUUUCUCGGGUCUAGAUAGCUUCAAGAAGAAUGCCAAAGAGUGGAAUAGUAAGCCAGAUGCUGACAGAAAAAAGGAGCCAAAGAAAUCAUGUGGGUAUUUAGUGAAACCUACAAUCAGUGCUAGAUGGUUGACUGCUGUGAAGGAAGCUGAGCAAGUAAUGCCGAUGGAACCGGACGAGAGAUUGAAUGCCGUCAAUCCCAACAGAAAACGUGAUCGUCCAAUUGCUUUUCUUUUUAAUCAUUUAGUAACAAAGAAAGUUAAAUUAGAUAAUAAUACUGAAAAGAGUAAGAUAAAAAACGGUGUAAAGAAUAGUGCCAAAAAUAAUUUAAAAAAUGGUGCAAAGAGCGGCGGGAAAAAUGGAUUGAAAAAUGGUAAAUUUAAUAACAAUAAUAAUAAAAAAUCUGAAGUUGAUGACGACUCGAAGAGUAUUAUCAGUUUAGAUGGAGAAGUUCCACCUACACCACCAUCAAGUCACAAAGACUCAAGUGAUGAAUCUGUUGUUAUUAGAAAAGUUAAAUCAAAACGUAUUGAAAAAGUUGUCGAACCUACACCAAGUUUUGAGCUUUAUUACAACCGCAACAAAGAAGCUGUUGCCAAUGUCUCGCCUGACUCAACUGAAGACGAUAUAAAAACUUAUUUAAAAAAGAGCUGGGAGAAUAUGAGUGAGCAAGCACGUAGAAAAUAUAUUCCCCAGGUUAAUGGACAUAGUAAACAAAGUUCUACGGAUCGUGAGACAAAUUUUUCAGAUGAAUCUGCGUCGAAGCGUAAAAGAGGGAAAAAAAAUAGUUUAGGAAAAGAUGAGUCUAUUAUUGAGACUGUUAAAAAAACACGUAUUCCAAAUUUAUUUCGCGGCACAAAAGCUGAAAGAGUUUGUCAGAUUUGUGAGAAAACUGGUAAUCUUAUACGCUGCAAAGGUCCGUGUUACUCGUACUUCCAUCUGAAGUGUGUGAAACCCGGCGAGUCGGAGUCUGAAUGCAGUACCGAGGUUGAGGAUAAUGUAGACGACAAAACUGUGGAGAAUAAUAAAAUUGAUAAGAGUGACAUGAUUGUUAUUGAUGAUGAUGAUGACAAUAAUAAAAAAGAUAGUCUUGCUGAAGAGGAAACAUUUAAAUGUAUCGAUUGUUUGUCUGGUGUUGCGCCAGCUUGUUUUGUAUGCAACGAACGUGAAAAUGAAAGAAUCAAAUGCUCUGUAAUGGCUUGCGGUAAACACUAUCAUGCUGGUUGUUUGAGGUACUGGCCGCAGUCCCAAUUGCAGGACGGCCGAUUAACUUGCCCGUAUCACACGUGUCACACUUGCAUAUCAGAUAAUCCACAAAAUGGUUACUCACGUGCUCCAAGUGAAAAAAUUAUACGGUGCGUUAGAUGUCCCUCAACUUAUCAUGCUGCUACGACAUGUUUACCCGCAGGAUCUGAGAUCAUUACUGCAAGUCAAAUGGUUUGUCCGAAACAUUACGUAGCAGCUCAUCCGCCGCUAAACGCUACUUGGUGUUUUCUCUGUACCCGUGGUGGCAGUCUUAUAUGCUGUGAUACCUGUCCUACUUCAUUUCAUGCUGAUUGUCUUGGUAUCAAUGCCCCGGACGAAGCGUUUAUCUGUGAAGACUGUGAGACCGGACGUCUUCCACUUUAUGGUGAAAUUGUUUGGGUGAAACUCGGUAACUAUAGAUGGUGGCCUUCACGAAUUUGCUUUCCUCAUGAAGUACCUUCAAAUAUUCUUACGGUUUUCCAUAAACCUGGAGAAUUUUGUGUCAUGUUUUUGGGUACACUCAAUUAUCAUUGGGUCCAUAGAGGACGAGUGUUUUUAUAUCAAGAUGGUGAUUCAAAUGUUAAGGGUCCAGUCAGUAAAUCAGGAGUUGACGGUGCAUUUAGACAGGCUUUAAAAGAAGCUAGUGAACUUCAUGAAAGAUUGAAGCGUGAAAGAAAAGAAGACGAGUUACGGUCAAUAAAACCACCGCCUUAUGUUAAAUUAAAAGUAAAUAAACCUGUUGGUAAUGUCAAACCCGCAGAAGUUGAAAGUAUUGUAGCUUGUGAAUGUGAUCCAGAAUGGGACACUCCUUGUGACGCCAACAGCGACUGUCUCAAUCGUAUAUUGUCAAUUGAAUGUAGCCCUGGUAUAUGCCCAGCAGGGCCCAAAUGUUGUAAUCAAUCGUUUGCACGGAGACAGUAUCCUGUAUUAGAACCAUUCUACACUCACGCACGUGGUUGGGGUCUCAGGACUGUUGAAAAUAUUAAGUCUGGUCAAUUUGUUAUUGAGUAUGUGGGCGAAGUUAUUGACGAAGCUGAGUACAAGCGUCGUAUCAAGAGAAAAAAAGAACUUAGGAAUGAAAAUUAUUAUUUUUUAACAAUAGAUAAUUAUAGAAUGAUUGAUGCUGAGCUCAAAGGGAAUUUCAGCAGAUUUAUGAACCAUUCAUGUCAACCUAAUUGUGAGACACAAAAGUGGACCGUCAAUGGAGAUACUCGAAUCGGUCUUUUUGCUGUUCGUGAUAUCGAAGUCGGUGAAGAAUUGACUUUUAAUUAUAAUUUGGCUUCUGAUGGUGAAAAAAGAAAACCUUGUCUUUGUGGUGCUCCAAAUUGCAGCGGAUUUAUUGGCUUGAAAGCGCAAAAAUUAUCGUUAACUCCUACCAGUACUGUGCCUCAUUUAAAAUCAAAACGCGGAAGACGUCCACGUAUGAUAUAUAAAUGCUGGCGAUGUAGUAAAGAUCUGUCAGAUAGAGAAGAAUAUGUUAUAUGUAGUUUAAGAACUUGUUCCAAAAGAUAUCAUAAAAAGUGUGUUACUGUGCAAGGCGAUGCGUCUAAAUUCAGUUGUCCUUGGCAUCAUUGUCUGGAAUGUAAUAAAAGAACUGCUGCCCACUGUACAUAUUGUCCGAUCGCUUACUGUCAAACUCAUAUAGAGGGUAAACUUAAGGAGUACAAAGGAGAAAAAGGCAGCUACGUGUGUCAAGUCCACGAAGAUUCGGAUGAUGUAGAUUUACAUAAAUCUUUAAUACCGGAAAUAAAGAUUGACUCUGAUAAUGACAUUGAAGCUGACCGAGAAUCUUUAUUAGCAGAUUCCGAUAGUCCUAUCUCUGAGUUGUUACCCGGAGAAUCAUCUCCGUGGGUACCAAUAGUAGAGGUCCACAUAAACAGCGAAGACAGCGAACCAUCGCAAAGAGAAGAUAAUAAAAAAUUAAUUGAUACAAAAAUGGGAAUAGUUAAUUACAAUAAUUCAAGAUUUACAAGACAAACUUAUAGACAACAAUUGUUAGAUAAAAAUAAUCGACGCACAAAAAAUAUUUGUACGUCACCGACUUUCACUGCCAGUUAAUUAACAAAUCGCCGGAAGUGAAAGUUUCUAGGAAAAGUAAUUAAUUUUUUUUUUUUUUUUUUUUUCAAUUGUAAUAAUAAUUUUUUGAAAAUCUUUUUUAAAGACUUAGUACUAUUGUUGUAAUUGUAACUUGUACUAUUUAAUUAUUUUUUAACACUAUAAUGUGUACAAUACCAUAAUCAAUUAUAAA
Molecule: messenger RNA, 4541 nt
Organism: Microplitis demolitor
Lineage: Eukaryota; Metazoa; Arthropoda; Insecta; Hymenoptera; Braconidae
Gene: NSD
Product: histone-lysine N-methyltransferase NSD2
Exons: 9
Coding region: 443-4351 (1302 amino acids)
Biological process (GO): regulation of DNA-templated transcription
Cellular component (GO): nucleus; chromatin
Molecular function (GO): protein binding; histone H3K36 methyltransferase activity
Source: RefSeq, a predicted model, not a curated record